GCGGUGCUGUUCGGGCCUUCGCGAGCCCGGCUUUGUGCUCAGAGCUGUGGAGGCCCCGCCUCUCGAGGCUUCAAAGUUUGCGGCCAGCGUGGUGGUGCGCCUUGCCGGGAACCCAGAGAACAUGGACAUCAUUCAGGUGGCCCUGAACGACUCAAUGGUAGUGGUAGGGGCUAUGUGCAAGGGGAGGUUUGGGCUCGGCCCGGGCCGAACACCAAUAGGCUGGGAGAUCUUUGUUGAGCAGACGGGCGUUACCAAUGCCUAUCUCCAGCAGGGCUGGGAGAUGUUGACCCCAGCCGAGGGUGCGUCGCAACUCGGCGUUUUCGAUCCCGAGGUGGACCGGAUGAUCGCUGAGGGUGCCGUCGACUGGGUUUGGUUUAGUCCUCCUGAAGCAGCGUUUGUUGGCAGGUGCGGUACCGGGGGAGAUCAUGAUCACCUCAGGCCGGACCCUAAGAUCGAGUACCACUACGCGUGUUGGGCGCGAACCUUGGGUCUUGCUGAGAAGCUGAUCCACUGUGGAGGCCACUUCGUGAUCCAGCACCCUCGGUGUAGCAAGGCCUGGCGGCUGCGGAGCACAGAGUUAUUCUUGCGCAACGAGGGGGUAAAACGUUACCGGUGGGAUGCCUGUGCCUAUGUCUCUGAUGCACCUCGUGCCCAUGUCAGUGCUGGAGGUCCUCAGUAUUCAAACCUGUUGUUGUCGAACGCCCCGUGGCUUGGCUCUGCUGUGAAACAAUGCCCCAGGGAUCACACGCACGCUCCUACGCGACCCGGUCAGCAUAUCAGAUCCCGGCCCUACCCGGUAGAGUUCUGUCGUCAGCUGGUGGCGUCCCAUGCCGCGCGGGAAGGGAGGGCCUCAUCGACUGAGCCAGGCGGCUCUGUCUUCUGA
Messenger RNA from Symbiodinium necroappetens, 883 nucleotides. NCBI's taxonomy places the organism in Eukaryota, Dinophyceae, Suessiales, Symbiodiniaceae. The record is from the annotation of a GenBank genome assembly.